AUGGCCACCAGAAACGUCGUCGUUGUGGGAGCCGGCGUAAUCGGCCUGUCGACGGCCCUCGUGCUGUCCAAGCACCGCGGCCUGGCCAUUACUGUCGUCGCCAAGCACAUGCCCGGCGACUAUGACAUAGAGUAUGCCUCGCCCUGGGCUGGCGCAAACUACUUUCCAGUAGCGAAGCCGGGCUCUCUUCUGCAGCGCUUGGAGAAAGCUACCUGGGCCGAGCUUGACCGCCUGUGUCGCCAUGUCCCUGAGGCCGGCAUCCACUUCCAGGACACCAAAAUCUACGGGAGAGCCAAGGAUUUCGGCACUGCUACCGGUCAAUGGUUCGAGGAACUGACAAAGGAGGAUGCGUGGUUCAAGGACGUCGUUCCCAACUUUCGUGUCCUGCCCAAAAGCGAACUCCCACAAGGCUGCGACACUGGCACCCACUUCUCCUCGGUAUGCAUCAACACAGCCGUCUACCUGCCCUGGCUGGUCGGCCAGUGCGUAAAAGCCGGUGUGGUAUUCAAGCGUGGCAUCCUCUCCCACAUCUCUGAAGCCGCCAGCUUCCACCCCUCGGGCCAUGCCGACGUCGUGGUAAACUGCACUGGUCUGCUUGCUGCCACGCUCGGCGGCGUCAUGGACACCAACGUGUACCCGGGCCGAGGCCAGGUUGUGCUGGUUCGAAACGAGCCCGAGAUCAUGCUCACGGUUAGUGGCACUGACGACGGCGGCGACGAGGCUACCUAUGUUAUGCAACGUGCAGCAGGCGGAGGCACCAUCCUCGGCGGAUGCAUGCAGCAUGGCUCGUGGGAGAGCCAGCCUGAUCCCAACCUCGCUCAGCGCAUCAUGCAGCGCUGUGUCGACCUGUGUCCAGCACUCGUGCCCAAGACGGGCAAAGUCACGGAGCUCAGCGUCAUCAGGCACGGCGUGGGUCUGCGGCCCAUGAGGAACGGCGGGCCCAGAAUCGAAAAGGAACUCAUCGACGGCAAGUGGGUGGUGCACAGCUAUGGACAUGCCGGCUACGGCUACCAGAGCGGCUGGGGCAGUGCAUGGGAGGCCGAGCAGCUGGUGUUGGGCAUUCUAGACGACAAGACAAGAGCGAAACUCUAG
Messenger RNA from Exserohilum turcica Et28A, 1092 nucleotides. RefSeq lists its product as uncharacterized. The record is from RefSeq and is a predicted model, not a curated record. The transcript has 3 exons. Gene Ontology annotation, molecular function: FAD binding; D-amino-acid oxidase activity. The coding region runs from base 1 to 1092 and encodes 363 amino acids. Lineage: Eukaryota; Fungi; Ascomycota; Dothideomycetes; Pleosporales; Pleosporaceae.